UUGUUGAACGUGUACAACAAGCAUCAAAUAUCUUGUUUAAUCUUGACCAAGCAAACAACGGGAACCCAGAAUGUAGCGAAACAGUGCCAGUAGUAAACUGUGGAAGGAGAGGCCGACCAAGUUUCGAUAUCAAUGAAGACCAAUUAUCGUUUCUUGUAGAAAAGGGAUUUAAAGUAGCCGAUAUAAGCAAGGUGAUCGGAGUUAGCCAACGAACAAUUGAACGAAGGAUGGCAAUGUUUGGACUUUCUAUUGCAGGUACUCAUUGCUGUAGUAUUAUUUAUUUACUUAAAAGUUUGACAUUUGACAAUAAAAACUCUUGUCAAUAAAAACUCUUGUCUUGAGCAUUGUUUUAUACUCAUAAAAACCUCUGGAGCUGCCCACCCUCACAAUUGCAAUCCCAUGCACACAAAGGUAUUAAUCUGUAAACCCCGUGCUAUAUAUUUUGAAGAUAUUUUAAAUUAAAGUGCUUAUGGAACGAAAUUUUUACCUCAUUUUUUAUUGUUUUUCUAAAAAGUAUUGCUGGAAUGAUGAAGAAUGACCUUUACAGUCUCUUCAUAUCUCAUCUUUUUCUCAAGUUGUCGCAGUUUCUAUAUUUAUAUGUCACAAGUAUGACCCGAGAUAAUGGCAAUAUUACAAAAAAGUCUUAUAUCUUAGUGGGUAUUUAAUAAUAUUUAAUGAAACUUCGAGGGAGUGGUCAUUACUUAUGGGAGGGGGGGGGGGGAAAUUGGAGGGGGUUGGGGCAAACAAAGUAAUACCCUUAUAAAUAGGGGGUCAAAAAAGUUUUAACACAGAGAAAGGGGGGGAGGAUCAAAAAAAUGUUUGAACUUAAAUACCAUGUCUAAAAAGACGACUCUGAAAACGCCAUUUCCAACGAUCUAGAGACUCAGAAUUUUCAAAAUUUCCCUGCUCGGCACCAACCAUGGUAACACCUUGUGGGAGUCAGGCCCACUAAGUUUAACAAGCUUUCAACCCCCUGAGUAACCCAGUUGUGGUAUUUACAUAAACAUACCACACUUAACUGCAUAGAUGCAUUUUCAUAUUUUUUACUGGGGUGGUGCCAGAAAUUUCAGGGAGGUGAGCCGUGAGCAGGUGACUGAAGCAACACAAAGUGUCACCAAACCCCAGUAAGGUCUAUAUUCUAGGGGUGGAGCACUAGAGCCACAAGGGGGAGUCUAGAGAGCAGAAAACAAAGUAUCCCUGGAAAAAAUCAUGAUUUCUAGCUUCGAAAAAACGUUUUUUGAAGUUGUCAUAUCAAUGGAUUUGGCCUGUCCGAUUGUCUGUUGAGACUUGAGAGAGUUAAAGUUAAAUGAACCUGUAAAAGUGUAAACCCAAUAGACCAAUACACAAUAUGCUUUCACUUUAAAAAGUCAUUGACAUUGUGUCAUUUGAAUCCGAGUACAAUUUAUGAUGCAACUCCGAUGUAAAUAAUAUUUGGGGCAUAAGAUUAAAUCUAGGCAAGACUAUUUCCGUAUAAAAGAAUUAAAAACUAAAAAUAGUGUUCGUAAAAAUUCCAAACGUUCCUUGCAAGCAAGCUAUUUGCAUGACAAGGCACUGCAAACUCUAUUCAGGGGAGAUAAUAGAGUUUCAAAACUUUACAAUUGCUCCAAUAAUAUUGCUUUCUAUUCGAGUGUACUCCUACAUUUAUUUUGUAUCAUCAACACUCUGCACGUUGUAGUGGAUUAUUUAAUUAUUUUUUAUUAUUCCAAAUAUUGGGGGGGGGGGUUGAAAAUUUUUUUGGAGAGGUGGACAUUUUGUUGGGGGGGGGGGGUUAUAGCUAAUAUUAGGGGGGUAGCACCCCCCACCCCCCCACAAAAUCUGUCUAUGCUUAACUGAUCAGAUUCAGUCUAUCAAAGCACAAUUUAAUGCUGAACAGUAUAUCCAAAAAUCUGUUUCAGAAAAUGCUCACAUUUCAGUCCUAGGGGUGGAAAAAUACAAAAACUUUUCUGGGGGAGAAUACCCCCAAACUUUUUGUCACCAACAACCAUCUGUCAUUUCUCCACAUUCAGUAUAGUAUGGUCCCUUUUUGUAUAUGCCCACCCCCAGACAAGUUCUUAAAAAAGCCCUGUGUUCAAAUCAUUUCACAUAUUUUAUGGUAGGACAAAUGUUGCAUUGCAAAGUAGUAACACAUAAAUAUAUAUAUUAAAACAUGAGCUAUGUUAAACAGGUUGUCCUAAUAUCUAACUUUACGUGCAACACACAUGCACCUGUUUCAUUGCUACUAAUUUUUUUAAUUGGGGGGGGUUAGAAACAUUUCUACUUUUAUGAGGGGGGAGGCACAAAAAGUUUGCCUUCAGUCUGGAGGGGGGUCAAAAAAGUUUUCAAUCCUUAUUUUCCCUAUUUACCAACCCCUCCCUCCCCUUAAAUGAUGACCACUCCCUAAUACACUUAGUGGGUGCACCCUAUUUUUGGCAGGUAAUGUGGUUGUCAUGGCAACACACUAAUGGCAAAACACUAGUCCCCAGUCUCUUCUCUUUCUUUCACAAAUUUCCUCCUGUACACCUCGUACAGAGGAUGUUUGCAUGUUAUAAUUGUUUAAACUGAUCCCAAUACCUACACCUAUUAUAUUAAUAAGCGAAAAUGUCAGGAAUUGCUAUUUAUUUCGCUGGAAAUGGAUCAUAUAGAAAUUGAAAGAGAAGGGACUGGGGACGAGUGUGUUUCCACAACAACCAUAUAAACAAGCCAAAUUAUUUGACUUAGUUGCACCCACUAAGUGUGUAUGCCAAGUUUCAUUGAAUUUAUUAAAUAGUCGCAAAGAUAUCAGACUUUCUUGUUAUUGCCACUAUCUCAAGCCAUACUUGUGAUGUCACAACUCAAAAUUUAGAAAGUGUGAUAACUUGGGAAUGAGAUGAGAUACAAAUAAACUGUAAACAUCAUUCUUCAUCAUUUGAGCAGUCCCUUUCCAUAAAAUAAUAAAAAAUGAGGAAAAAAUUUCGUUUUAUAAUCACUUUAUUAACUGGAUUUAUUUACUGGUUGAGUCAGUUUUCUUCGAUGUACAUUACUGCAGGAUACACCGUAGAACAUGUGAAUAAAUAAUUAGAUUAAACUUAUUGACAAAACUAUAAAAAUCAUGAUCGAAGUUUUUGAGAUUGAUGAAACUUUGUUUGAAAAACUCCUCAACUAGUAAAUAAGUCUGUUAUAAACCUCAAACUUAGGAUAUAGGUAAUAUAUUUGACUUAUAUUCCUUGUUCUUGGUUUAUAACCUAUACAUACAAAUGAUAACUAUAUGCAUAAAAUGUCUUUGUUUUCAUAUCUAAAGGUACAUUUAGUGAUAUUAGUGAUGAUCAGUUAGAUGAACUUGUUCGCCAAACAUCAAGUGAUCAUCCCAAUUUUGGUAUACGGAUGAUGAAAGGAUACCUGCAAAGCAAGGGAUGGCGUGUGCAACGUGACCGGAUAAGAUGUUCACUGCUGAGAACAGAUCCAAUUGGUCUAAUGCAACGUUGGCAAAAACGUUGGCGUUCAUACAACGUGAAAUAUCCUCGCUCCCUGUGGCACAUUGAUGGGAACCACAAACUUAUUAG
Molecule: messenger RNA, 3518 nt
Organism: Paramuricea clavata
Lineage: Eukaryota; Metazoa; Cnidaria; Anthozoa; Malacalcyonacea; Plexauridae
Source: the annotation of a GenBank genome assembly